This is a messenger RNA of Apis florea (little honeybee), 379 nucleotides long. RefSeq names its product guanine nucleotide-binding protein subunit gamma-1 (gene Ggamma1). Gene Ontology annotation, molecular function: G-protein beta-subunit binding. Gene Ontology annotation, biological process: G protein-coupled receptor signaling pathway. Gene Ontology annotation, cellular component: heterotrimeric G-protein complex. NCBI's taxonomy places the organism in Eukaryota, Metazoa, Arthropoda, Insecta, Hymenoptera, Apidae. The record is from RefSeq and is a predicted model, not a curated record.
UAUUUCAUAAAAAAUUUUGUUGCCUUUAUCUGUUAUGGAUAUGGUGACCACGAAUUUACAACAACAACGACAAAUCACGGAGCAGCUACGUCGUGAAGCUGCUUUAAAACGAAUCACGGUUAGCAAAGCUGUUGAAGAUAUCAUGAAAUAUAUCACAGAACACGAACAAGAAGAUUAUCUUUUGGUUGGUUUUUCAUCACAGAAAUCAAAUCCCUUUCGUGAAAGAAGUUACUGUACCAUUUUUUAAACUUGCAUGUUUAAAAUAAAAAGCAAGUUAUUUUAAUUUUUUUUCUUUAAAUAUUCAAAUUUUAAUGUUUAAAUUAAUAUAUUAUUGUAACAUCAUUUAUAUUAUGAAUAUUCAAUAUACAUUUAUCAAUUU